This is a messenger RNA of Choloepus didactylus (southern two-toed sloth), 727 nucleotides long. RefSeq names its product fatty acid binding protein 5 (gene FABP5). The transcript has 4 exons. The record is from RefSeq and is a predicted model, not a curated record. Gene Ontology annotation, cellular component: cytosol; nucleus. Gene Ontology annotation, molecular function: fatty acid binding. Lineage: Eukaryota; Metazoa; Chordata; Mammalia; Pilosa; Megalonychidae. Gene Ontology annotation, biological process: fatty acid transport. The coding region runs from base 115 to 522 and encodes 135 amino acids.
CGCCGCCCUCGCGCGCCGCAGAGAUAAAGCAGCCGCCCGCGCCGGGCGCUGGCAAACCACGCUCCAGCACCUGACCUUACCGUUGCUGUUGUAUCCCGCACGCCCGCGCCCACCAUGGCCACCAUUCAGCAGCUGGUAGGAAGAUGGCGCCUGAUGGAGAGCAAAGGCUUUGAUGAAUAUAUGAAGGAAGUAGGAGUAGGAAUGGCUCUGCGAAAAAUGGGUGCAAUGGCCAAGCCAGAUUGUAUCAUCACUUCUGAUGGGAAAUCUCUCACCAUAAAAUCUGAGAGCACUUUGAAAACAUCACAGUUUUCUUGUAACCUUGGAGAGAAGUUUGAAGAAGUUACAGCUGAUGGUAGAAAAACUCAGACUGUCUGCAACUUUACAGACGGUGUAUUGGUUCAACAUCAGGAAUGGGAUGGGAAGGAAAGCACAAUAACAAGAAAAGUGGAAGAUGGGAAAUUAGUGGUGGUGUGUGUUAUAAACAACGUCACCAGUACUCGGAUCUAUGAAAAAGUAGAAUAAAAAUUCCAUCAUCACCUUUGAGCAGGAAUUAGCUGUAAGGAUGAACAAGCUCAGUUCAAUGAGCAAAUCCUCAUAUUGCUUUUUUUUUGCCCUUCAUUAUUAUGUUCCCUUAUCUUUAUCACAAACAUUUUACAUCUAACUAUUUUAAAGUGUUGGUUUAAUCAGGAUCAUCCCUUUGGUUAGUAAAUAAAUGUGUUUGUGCUAA